Melampsora larici-populina 98AG31 is the source of this 1373-nucleotide messenger RNA. RefSeq lists its product as uncharacterized. The transcript is spliced from 2 exons. The coding region runs from base 1 to 1200 and encodes 399 amino acids. NCBI's taxonomy places the organism in Eukaryota, Fungi, Basidiomycota, Pucciniomycetes, Pucciniales, Melampsoraceae. The record is from RefSeq and is a predicted model, not a curated record.
AUGACACUCUCAAGGCCUCAACGGCUGGUCACACUUAUACUAAGUGCUGUCUCGGCCUCCAUUAUAUUUCAAUCGGCAUACACUGCCCCUAACAUCGUCACUGGAGUAGAAGGCAUCAGAGACGGAGCCGCCAUAUUAGGUAAGGGGGUGGAGGAAAUAGCAAACGGAGGUCGGGAUGCAAAAGCUCUAGGUUCUACACAUGGUUUGGGUGGGAUCAACGAUGCAGCACAUCUUGGUGGCGGCGGUAAGGACGCCCCUGCCAACCUUAAGAACGGUUUAUUUGGUGACCGAAACGCUGGGGGCGCUGGGAACGCAGUCCAUUCUAGCGAAAUCACUGAAGUCGGUCACGAAGGCACAUCGGUAGGCUCUGAACUCUCUGGAGCCUCGCAUUCCGAUCACAGUCCGUCUUCAGUUCCGUCGGACAAAGAACCACCAACAGCGGCAGUCGACUCGUCGAAGGAUAAUGUAGUAGCACAAGACAUGGCUCGGCUUAGCGGAUUGACUGGUCAGAACAUCAAGUUGGUCAGCUGGGAAGGAAAUCUAUACCGUGCCUUCAAGGCGCCGUUUUCAUGGAUGCUCAAGGCUUAUCGGGGCCGGAAAACCGCGAAAUACAUGCUUUGGCUUGCGGAUACCGAAACAGAACUCCCCCAGCUUCGCGCAAUUGUGGCAGCCGAUGACUUUACUAUCGCAGCCGGAGUAGAGAAACGCACAUGGCUAGGUCAUAUUCUCUUCGAAAGACUCGGAAUGGUGGACAGGACCAGAGAAGCUCUUACAGUAGACAAAGUCGCACCUGGCGUCCGUCUCACCAACGCUAUCGGGCGCGGGAUAAAGAGCUUGGUUGGAGGCUCAAAGGCGCACACAGCUGAGUUUGGAGCCGUCCCCAAGGCAUGGAAGACCUUUACUACUCCGUAUCGAUGGCUCACCGACACAGUUCAUAAGUGGCAAGUGAGCAGGAACACCAGAUUUGCCGGAGAGCGUACCGCUUGGCUUGCCCGAUUUGGGACUGAUGGGGUUGCAGACCGGUUUCAAAACAAUGCAGAUAUAGCACAAAUUGUAGCUGAGUAUAACAAACAAGUAUCCGUCAAGGAACUUUUCAAGAAAGGUGCUGCUCUCAUUUCAAAACCAAAGACUGGAACGAACAAUGCGGUAGAUGGCGUUCACGGUGCUGAAACUACUGCAAACGGGGUUAAGCAGACAUGAACGAGACAGUAACCCAUUCGGAGCUUAAUGUUUUUCUGAAUGUUCUACAUAUCGCGACCGUGGCAUCAAUAAUGUACUCUCUGUGGCUUUUCUGUUGUGUAUCCGGAUUGUUUUUGCACUUUUGCUUUCAUUCCUUUUCACAAAUGUAUUUUGAAAAGAACAUUCUCAAGAAU